Messenger RNA from Salvelinus sp. IW2-2015, 798 nucleotides. RefSeq names its product sodium channel regulatory subunit beta-1. Gene Ontology annotation, cellular component: voltage-gated sodium channel complex. Gene Ontology annotation, biological process: cardiac muscle cell action potential involved in contraction; regulation of heart rate by cardiac conduction; regulation of sodium ion transmembrane transporter activity. The record is from RefSeq and is a predicted model, not a curated record. Gene Ontology annotation, molecular function: sodium channel inhibitor activity; transmembrane transporter binding. NCBI's taxonomy places the organism in Eukaryota, Metazoa, Chordata, Actinopteri, Salmoniformes, Salmonidae.
AUAUAUAAUUACGAUGAGGAGGGCCCCCACAUUGUGGAUGAGCGCUUUGAGGAGCGCGUCGACUGGAACGGCAGUAAGAGGAGCCAAGACAUACAGGAUGCAUCCAUCUACCUCUUCAAUGUCACCUUCAAUGACUCGGGCACCUACAGUUGCCACUUCCACCGGCUCUUGACGUAUGAGUUCUAUGAAAACCAGACUGUUGUCAGCAAGCUUGUGCACCUGAAAGUGGUGGCUAAAGCCACCAGAGGGACGGCCUCCAUAGUCUCUGAGGUGAUGAUGUAUGUGUCCAUCAUCGGGCUACAGGCUUGGCUCUACAUAGAGAUGGUAUACUGCUUCAGAAAGAUAUCAGCUGCAGGAGAGGAAGCAAUAAGAGAAAGCGCGAAUGCAGAAUAUUUAGCUAUAGCCUCGGAGGGUAAAGAUAACUGUGCAGGGGUGCAAGUGGCAUAAUAACCCAGGAAUGCAAAGGGGUUCCAUCUACGUACUGGCCACAUCACCUAUACGACCCCUUGGAUCGCAUGAAGACAUCCUGAGUCUUUAUUACUUUUCCUGUUACGUUAAUGGAUAAAUGUGAUAUGAUGACAUCAUUACUUUGAAAGUAGCAUGAUAUCAGCCCUCUGUAUGUAUUACACCCAAAAGCAUGUAACUAAUUCAACUAAUGAAUCUUUAUGUGUAUGAAUGCUGCAUUCAAGGUAUUUUUUGGGGUUGUAUUGAUAUCUCUCUCUAAAGUGAAUGUACAUUUAUAUAAAGAGUUAUUGUGAGAGAAUUCAUCUGAUUAAAUGGUUAUCAAGAGAGCUUUAU